UAGUGAGCCAUAGCAGUUGCACUGAAGUUCCUAACACAAGGGAACUACAUAGACAGUUGCUUUAGUGCUGAAUAUGGACCAUAUAUAUUCUAGGAUAGGUGAAAUGUCAACAAAAGUACCAAAUAUUAAACUGAAAAUUGAUCCUCGGGAUCUGCAGAUCCAGACGUUUACAGUGGAGAAAUUAUUGGAACCAUUGAUAAUUCAGGUUACAACACUAGUGAACUGUCCACAAAAUCCUUCUAGUAAGAAAAAGGGCCGUUCCAAAAGAGCUCGUGUCUUGCUAGCUUCUGUGGAAGAAGCCACUUGGAAUCUGUUGGACAAGGGGGAAAAAAUUGCCAAGGAAGCAGUUGUGUUUAAAGAGGAACUUCAUGCAGCACUUGCUGAUGUGCAGAAAGAGAGUCAAGCCUUAAAGAUAUCAGCAGAGGCAUUUACCAGUGAUCCCUGCUAUCUGCCUAAGAGGCAGGCUGUUGUCCAAGCAGCGCGAUCUCUGCUUACAGCUGUCACAAGGCUCCUAAUUCUGGCGGACAUGGUUGAUGUGGCGUACUUACUGGAACAUUUAACUCUGUUUCAAAGAACAUUCGAAUCUUUAAGAAAUGUAUCCAGUAAAUCUGAUCUACAGAAAACCUACCAGAAGUUUCAAAAAGAUCUGGAAAAUCUUGAUUAUUUGGCAUACAAACGUCAGCAGGAUUUGAAAUCUAGCAAUCAGCGAGAUGAAAUUGCUGCAGCACGUGCAUCCCUGAAGGAAAAUUCCCCUCUCCUACAUUCAAUAUGUUCAGCUUGUUUGGAACAUUCAGAUGUUGCAUCCCUUACAGCCAGCAAGGAUUCAAUUUGCAAUGAAAUACAGAAUGCUCUCAAUGUAAUUUCUAAUGCUUCCCAAGGAGUUGAAAAUAAAAUAGGACAACCUACAUCUCACACAGCUACUCUUGGAAGUGCACUUGAUGAGCUUGAGAAUUUAAUUAUCCUGGAUCCUCAUGUAGUGAAUGAAGAGAAAAUAAGGCCAUCACUAGAGAAACGUCUGGAAGCUAUUAUCAGUGGAGCGGCUUUGCUAGCUGAUUCUUCCUGCACACGUGAUUUUCAUCGAGAACGCAUCAUUGCUGAAUGCAAUGCUAUUCGCCAAGCUCUCCAAGACCUGCUUUCUGAAUACAUAAACAAUACUGACAAGAAAGAGAGAAGUAAUGCCUUGAAUGUUGCAAUAGAUAGUAUGUGCAAGAAGACAAGAGACCUCCGGAGACAGCUCCGUAAAGCCAUUAUAGAUCACAUCUCAGACUCCUUCUUAGAUACCACUGUUCCACUUCUAGUUCUCAUUGAAGCUGCUAAAAAUGGAAGAGAUAAAGAAAUAAAGGAAUAUGCUGCUAUAUUUCGAGAACAUACCAGAAGACUUGUGGAGGUUGCUAAUCUUGCUUGUUCCUUGUCAACAAAUGAAGAUGGAAUGAAAAUUGUCCAAAUGGCAGCUAUUCACAUAGAGACUUUGUGCCCACAGGUUAUUAAUGCUGCUUUAGCUCUUGCUGCCAGACCAAAAAGUCAGGUUGUGAAAAACAACAUGGAGAUGUAUCGGAGUACGUGGGAGAAUCACGUCCAUAUUCUUACUGAAGCUGUGGAUGAUAUAACAAGUAUUGAUGAUUUUCUUGCUGUAUCAGAAAGCCAUAUUCUUGAGGAUGUAAACAAGUGUAUCAUUGCACUGAGAGAGCAGAAUGUGGACAAUUUAGAUCGUGCAGCUGGUGCAAUCCGAGGACGUGCUUCAAGAGUAGCUCAUAUUGUUUCGGGUGAGAUGGACAAUUAUGAACCAGGGGCUUACACUGAAGGAGUGAUGACGAAUGUUCAGUAUUUGACCAAGAAUGUGAUUCCAGAGUUUAUCAGUCAAGUAAAUAUUGCAUUGGAGGGCUUAACCAAGAACACAGUGCAUCUGUUUGAUGAUAACCAGUUUGUGGACAUUUCUAAGAAGGUGUAUGAUACAAUUCAUAACAUCAGAUGCUCAGUCAUGAUGAUUCGGACACCUGAAGAGCUAGAAGAUGUGUCUGACCUUGAAGAAGACCAUGAUGCACGUAGUCGUACAAGCAUUCAGACCGAAGGGAAAACUGACAGGGCCAAGAUGACUCAACUGCCAGAGGCUGAAAAGGAAAAGAUUGCUGAGCAAGUGGCUGACUUCAAAAAAGUCAAGAGUAAGCUUGAUGCAGAGAUUGAAAUAUGGGAUGAUACUAGCAACGACAUCAUUGUUUUGGCCAAGAGGAUGUGUGUAAUUAUGAUGGAGAUGACUGACUUCACAAGGGGUAGAGGGCCACUGAAGAACACCUCCGAUGUCAUUAACGCAGCAAAAAUGAUUUCUGAGUCGGGAUCAAGGAUGGAUGCCCUGGCACGGCUGAUUGCCAAUCAGUGUCCAGACCAGUCGUGCAAACAGGAUUUGUUGGCUUACCUUGAACAGAUCAAGCUCUACUCCCAUCAGCUCAAAAUCUGCAGUCAAGUUAAAGCAGAGAUCCAGAACCUGGGUGGAGAGCUCAUCAUGUCUGCUUUGGAUAGCGUCACUUCCCUAAUACAGGCUGCCAAAAAUUUAAUGAAUGCCGUGGUGCAGACAGUGAAGAUGUCCUACAUUGCAUCCACAAAGAUUAUCAAGAUUCAGAGUCCUACUGGCCCACGGCAUCCUGUGGUGAUGUGGAGAAUGAAAGCUCCAGAGAAGAAGCCGCUAAUUAAAAGGGAGAAGCCAGAAGAAAUCUAUGCAGCCGUCAGAAAAGGUUCUGCAAAGAAGAGAAUCCAUCCUGUUCAAGUCAUGAGUGAAUUUAGAGGCAGAGAAAUAGUCUAAUAUUCUGCAGCUUUUCGACUUCCUAUUUUGUCUGUUGAUUUUUCAUCCUUUUCUGCCCUUAUGUAAUAACUAUAUGUUAAAUGUUUUGCUUUUCUCUAAAUCUGUAAAAUAACGCUUGCUUAAAUUAUUUGCAAGUGCCAUUGGAUUAAUUAGAAGCACAGAGUCAAAAAAAAAAAAAAAAAAAAAAAAAAAAGCCUACCCAUUCUCUUCCAGUGACAAACGACCCUGUUUUUGUACCGGCGUGAUUUCAGCAGAGCACUUGCAGUGAUGCACCGCGGGGCCGUGCCGUGGGCCCGAAGACGGAUGCGACGCGCGGACACACCAGCCUGGCCCGGGUCACGCUGCAGUCACAGGGCUCGGGGGUUCCUGCGCCAGGGACACGCGUGGCCCCCGCUCACCUGCGUGUGUUUCCUGACAUACGGCUUUUUAAACGUCACGCUGCUGGGCCACGUCCUUUACCUGCAUCACUACACCGUGAUCCAGUCAGCUGGGCUGCUUGCUGCUGGCCCAGGGUCCGGGCCCUCAACUUACAUCUGGAUUGAAAGAUCUAAAGAUCUCCCCUCAUCCAAGACCUGGCCUUGGAAAUUUACACAAAAAGCCCCAGAAAAAGCUUUUUAACACCACAUAGGUAAUAAGGUCACUAAAAUAGCACUGGCUGCAACGCAACAGUAAGACUAACUCUUCAAAAGGCCUUUUAAACAUCGACAUUGAUCGGUGUUCUGCUUCCGACUGUUUUCUGUGAGCCCUAGUAAAUCUGCUGUUACAGUCAGAACUUCAGAUAAAUCAGGUAUUAACAAUGUCUAAUCACUGCACAAAAGAAGACAUAUGAAAUAAAUCAUUAUUCUGAGAUCAGCAUGUGAAAUAAAGAGAAACAUAUCUCGAGUCAUACAAACGAUCAGGUUUUUUGCAAGGUAACUAGUGAUUUUAUUUACUUUCCUUACGACAGCAGAGUCCUCAAUGCAGCACUGUGCCAGUAAGCAGCUUGCUGAAUGGCUGCACUCUAACUCAGAGCGCAGAAGGAAGAUUCAUGCUGUUAGUCUGGGGUCACUGCUAGGCUGACUGCUAGGGUGUCUCUUAAGAUCCUUAAGAGAAAGAAAAUUUUGUAAGUCUUUUUAAAUCCAAAACCUACUUGUGCUUUUUUUUUUUUUUUGGGGUGGGGGGAGGAAGAUUCUAACAUGUCUUCCCUGCCACAUCACUAAGUUUUUCCAGACUACAGUUGUUACUCAUGAUGUCCUUGCUUGGCAAUUAACUAGAUCCUUCGGUAUGUUUUUUGUCUUCGUGAAGGUGAAAGGGCUCCCUCAAACCCCAGAACUUCACGGUGCGUCACCGGCUGCUGUUGGGAGGCAGCUCCAGACUCUGGGCUGCGGCUCUGUGUCAUUUAUUACUCUGUUCUGCACAGCAGCACAACCACCUCCCCAGCGCAAUGUGGGCAGCAAAAAUAACCAUAAACUUUCUUUUUCCUCCUGGGGGCAACUCUGUCUCUAUGCUCAAGACAGUGGAGCAGUAUAAUUUCUAGGCGGCUGGUUAGGAAGCCCCGUAAAACCAGUAGGGAUCAUGAAUUAAAAAUUUUACAGUUCGCUGCUCCACCUUCCCUAACUUUACUAUUUGUUAAAUGAAACAAAAUGAGAAGUUUGGGGGGCGAAAAAAAAAACCACAUAGCACACGUUUGCUACUCAAAUUCCCUCCAGCACAUUCGCAUUGAGAUCUUAGUAACACGUCUAGGUCUUGGCGAGUCCUCUUUGGGCUACGGAGUGGGAAGCAGCUAACGCCAUGAGGAAGGGGCAGGGGUGCUACCGAACGGGGCCUCGCGCCCGAUUCCAGCAGGGCUGCCUGCAGACAGCAGAGCCUGGAAAUUCUGCACGGUGUAGAGGUCAGGAGAGGUUACCUUCUUGUCACGCCUUAAAGCCAACGGCUCCGUGUAGUAUUUCAGGUUCUGGCCCAGCCCCCCUCAGAGUAAUACACCACCACCCCCACCCCCCCCCGCAGCAGGGUUCCUGUCCAGCAGCCACCAGGUGAGUGUCAGCACUUUGCUCUGGGGGGGGUUACUCUUAAUAAAUCCUCACAUCUCUGCAUUACACCUUGGAUAUAGGUCACCUUGUCAUCCCAUGUUUGUAACUGAUGCCUUGUUAGCACAUUAUUAAUAAACAAACAGCAUAUAAAUCACUCAGAA
Molecule: messenger RNA, 4964 nt
Organism: Tyto alba (common barn owl)
Lineage: Eukaryota; Metazoa; Chordata; Aves; Strigiformes; Tytonidae
Gene: CTNNA3
Product: catenin alpha 3
Exons: 18
Coding region: 74-2794 (906 amino acids)
Biological process (GO): cell migration; cell-cell adhesion
Cellular component (GO): adherens junction; fascia adherens
Molecular function (GO): actin filament binding; beta-catenin binding; cadherin binding
Source: RefSeq, a predicted model, not a curated record